This is a messenger RNA of Triplophysa rosa, 1836 nucleotides long. RefSeq lists its product as uncharacterized. Lineage: Eukaryota; Metazoa; Chordata; Actinopteri; Cypriniformes; Nemacheilidae. The transcript has 3 exons. The coding region runs from base 68 to 949 and encodes 293 amino acids. The record is from RefSeq and is a predicted model, not a curated record.
UGAACGCAAACGCGCUGUGCUUCUUGUCCGCUCGCGCUUGAUUUAAUGUCUUUUACGUUUUAGUUAAAUGUUGUGUUGUUCUAUCGGGACAACGCGAAUGGACUAUGAUGCGGAUAUGAUUUGUGUUCGUGUCUUUGAUGCGUUUUAUAUACUGUGUUAUAUACUGUAUGUAUUUAUAUAUCUUUCUUGGAUUCAUCAUCAUGUGAAGUUAAUUUAUCUUUUGGUGAGAAUGUUGAGGAAUAUGACUUACAGAGUAACCUCAUUUGGUCUCUUCUUAUUGGUCGUGCACUGUGUGUUUGGUGCUGAUGCAGAUGAAGUGAAGUCAGUGAUGGAGGGAGAUUCUGUCACACUAAACACUCAUCUUACUCACAUACAGAGAGACAUACAGAUACUGUGGCAGUUUGUUAAUCGAGGGACUCGUAUAGCUGAAAUCAAUACACAUGGCAGCUCUAUAUAUGAUGAUGAUGAGAGAUUUAAAGGCAAAUUACAGCUGGACAGUCAGACUGGAUCUCUCACCAUCACAAACAUCACAAUAACAGACUCUGGACUUUAUAAACUACACAUCAUCAGUGACAGAGGAACUUCAUACAAGAGAUUCAAUGUUACUGUCUAUGCUGGUCUGCCUGUUCCUGUCAUCAUCAGAAACUCUUCUCAAUGUUCUUCAUCAUCAGAAAGAUCUUCAGUGUCAAAAUGUGUGUUGUUGUGUUCGGUGAUGAAUGUGACACAUGUGAGUCUCUCCUGGUACAAAGGAAAGAGUUUAUUGUCCAGCAUCAGUGUGUCUGAUCUCAACAUCAGACUCUCUCUACCUCUGGAGGUGGAAUAUCAGGAUACAAACACAUACAGAUGUGUCUUCAACAAUUCCAUCACAAACCACACACAACAUCUUUACAUCAUUUAUGUCUGUCAGCCGUGUUCUGGUAAGACAGCAAUAAAUAUUAUUAUUUAUUGAACUGAUCUAUUGCCCCUCUUCUGUCUCUUCUCUUCUGACAUAUUUGUUAAAAUAAACCAUCAUUAGAUUUUUUUUGUCCAUGCCUAAUACAGUUCAGGUUAGUGUACUUCUAAAAGUGUACUUCUCUUUCUGUUAAAAUAAUUACGGCAUUUUAUACUCACCAUCAUAAACUUUCAACUGAAUUAGCUUCAAACUAAAUGUCUUUUUUGUUAAUUACAGAACGCUACCCAUGUUUACGAUCCAGAUGGCUGAUGGCUCCUCCCGCUUUGAUGCUGCUACUGGUCAUAGUACUGAUCAUAGUAAUUAUAUGACUAUUUACCCGUGUUAUUGAAGUGCAAUAUAAUAUGAACAAAAUUCUAUUGAUACGCUUUGAGUAUUAAUAUGUUCAUCCUUAUUACAUUGGCUUAAUGGAGGUGUAAAAAUGAUGCCAAGUCUGUGUACGUACAAUAUAAAUAGAAAUGCUGCUUGUAAAUUCAACCAAUAUGUGUUUUGAAUGGGUUUAAAUGUGCAAUUUUGAAGGCUUUAAGGUACACACAAUGUAUACAGCAGUCCCUUAAAGUAAGAUAUUGCCAAGAGUCAUAAGCUGCUGUAUCAACCCUCAUCCACUGUCAGGUGUGUUUUUUAUAGAUGUUUUAUAUUGUGUUAAGGUGAUCGUUUAAAAUGUGCAUUAUUUUAGCCUUGAGGCUGUAGACAAUUAUAGAAUCAGAAAAUAAAGUAUUACAGAUUUCUGUUUACAUAAAUAUCAGCACUUUCAGAUUCAAUAUAGCAUUUAGGGGUCUAAGCGCUGACGAUUGUAUGUAUCGCACAUGAUUCAAUUGCUCAACAGGAUAUUUUUUGGUAACAGAGUUGUCUUUAGAUUUGUGAACAAAUCUUAAUAAAGAAAAUAA